Musa acuminata AAA Group (dessert banana) is the source of this 2164-nucleotide messenger RNA. RefSeq names its product probable protein phosphatase 2C 32. Lineage: Eukaryota; Viridiplantae; Streptophyta; Magnoliopsida; Zingiberales; Musaceae. The record is from RefSeq and is a predicted model, not a curated record. Bases 1 to 1851 code for a protein of 616 amino acids. The transcript has 10 exons. Gene Ontology annotation, molecular function: protein serine/threonine phosphatase activity. Gene Ontology annotation, biological process: protein dephosphorylation.
AUGGACAAGGAGGGAAAAUGGCACAAGCAGCUUCUCGGCUCCAUACUCUCCGAGACACACCUGCGUGGCCUGCCCGCUUGCGUCGUGCUCCUUGGCUUCGUGCUUCCCGAGACACACCUGCGCGGCCUGCCCGCAUGCAUCGUGCUCCUCGACUCCAUACUCUCCGAGACACCCCUGCGCGGCCUGCCCGCCUGCGUCGUGCUCCUCGGCUCCAUGACCCCCGAGUCCACCUCUACUCGGCCUGUCCGACUAAGUCGUGCUCCUCGGUUGCAUGUUACUCGGGACCACGCCUACGCGUUCAGCCCACCUGCGCCGUGCUCCUCGGCUGCGUGUUACCCGAGACCACACCUGCGCAGCCUGCCUACCUACGUCGUGCUCCUCGAUUACACGUUGCCCGAGACCACGCCUGCGCGACCUGCCCGCCUGCGCCGUGCUCCCCGGUCGCAUGCUCUCCGAGACCCCGAUCUCUGCUCGGCUUCCCGAUUGAGUUGUGCACCUCGGCCGCAUUUGCGGCCACAUAGAUCACAUUUGGACCGACUUCCCCCGUUCCUAUUUGUCGUAAACCCAAACCCGCACGUACCAAAUAGCCUGUCUCUCUCUCUCUCCGGUCUUUGCACACUGUAUUUGGUCGGUUCCUCCGCCCUCCAACUUGGAGCUGCGAAUUCGAUCUCGCCUUCCUUCGUUUUGCACCCGCGGCGCCCGGAUUCGAGCCGGGCCGUCGAAACCCUAGCGCCCCCCCCCCCUCCGCCCCAAACUUUGGGCGCCGGAGCGGAGGGCGAUGGCGGCGGAACUGGGGCAGCAGACGGUGGAGUUCUCCGCCCUUGUGCGACGAGCCGCGGAGGAUUCCUACCUCGCCCUCAAGGAGCUGGUGGAGCGGUCCCGGGCGCCGGAGGACCAGCGAUCCGACUCCGAGAAGAAGAUAGACCUCCUCAAGUUCAUCGCCAAGACUCAGCAGCGGAUGCUCCGCCUCCAUGUGCUCGCCAAGUGGUGCCAACAGGAAAAGUAGUAGCCAAAUUCUGUGCAAAAUACCUGCACACUCAAAUUCUCAAGUAUGAGCCUCAGUUGGGUGGUGAUUUAUCUGCUUCAGUACAAAAAGCAUUUUUAAGAAUGGAUGAGAUGAUGAAAGGACAGAGAGGAUGGAGGGAAUUAGCUGUACUGGGGGACAAAAUGGACAAGUUCACAGGUUUAAUUGAAGGAUUGAUAUGGUCCCCAAGGGGUGGUUAUUCCAGUGAACAUUUAGAUGAAUGGGCAUAUGAGGAGGGACCACAUUCUGAUUUCUCUGGACCGACAUCUGGAAGCACAGCUUGUGUGGCAGUCAUCAGAAACAACCAACUCAUUGUUGCAAAUGCUGGUGAUUCUCGUUGUGUACUCUCGAGGAAGGGUCGGGCAAUUAGUUUGUCAACAGACCACAAACCAUAUCUUGUUGAGGAGAAGGAAAGGAUCGUAAAAGCAGGUGGUUUUAUUCAAGCAGGACGAAUAAAUGGAAGCUUAAACCUCACUAGAGCAAUUGGUACUUCCUCAGUCGACAUGGAAUUCAAGCAAAAUAAGUUUUUACCUGCUGAGAAGCAAGUUGUGACAUGCAAUCCAGACAUAAACAUUGUGGAGCUAUGCGAUGAUGAUGAAUUUCUCAUUUUAGCAUGUGAUGGAGUCUGGGAUUGCAUGAUAAACCAGCAACUGGUGGAUUUCAUCACUGAGCAUAUAAAAACGGAGAGCUGCCUGUCUGCAGUAUGUGAAAGAGUGUUGGACCGGUGUCUGGCACCAUCCACCAUUAGUGAAGAGGGAUUGGACAACAUGACGAUGAUACUGGUGCAAUUUAAUAAGCCGAUCAGACCUGAUGCUCCUCAUACAUAAAAAUGAUGAUAUGCUGGGUGAGACUGAAGUUCCAAGUGAUCCUUCUAUCCUGCUGUAGAUUUGAAGUGUGUUGUACAUAGCAAUAUAUCCUCUUGAAGGUUGUAGCGUAUACAUUUGGACAAAUCAUCAUAUGGCAGUGAAUUAGUUGCGGGUGAUCCCAAAGUUCCCAUCUUUAACCCGAUAGUUAGUAUCGAAUGUAUAAAGCACUAUUCAUUUGGUUUACGGAGUGCUGAAGAACUAAAUGGUUGACUUUACUCUUCUCAUAUGACAUGAUGACCUAUGGAUAAAAUCGCAUGAUGUGUAUUUUCUUAAA